Molecule: messenger RNA, 3419 nt
Organism: Podospora pseudocomata
Lineage: Eukaryota; Fungi; Ascomycota; Sordariomycetes; Sordariales; Podosporaceae
Exons: 5
Coding region: 1452-3419 (655 amino acids)
Biological process (GO): clathrin-dependent endocytosis; vesicle budding from membrane; clathrin coat assembly
Cellular component (GO): clathrin-coated pit; clathrin-coated vesicle
Molecular function (GO): clathrin heavy chain binding; phosphatidylinositol-4,5-bisphosphate binding; SNARE binding
Source: RefSeq, a predicted model, not a curated record
AUCACUAUGAGUGAACCGUUGAGGUACCCACAAGACACCUGAUGGCCGGCGGAUGAGUCGAGGCUGGAGAAAACUGGUGCACGGUCUGAGAUUUGAGGGUCUCAAGCUGGUGAGACGCCUCAUGGAAGGCCGUGAGAGGGCCAUGCUCUGUAUCGAAAGUCGAAAAUUGCAACUUGUGCACACCAGAACUUGGGCCAAUUCACUACCAAAUUCACUGGCAGCAGUCUCAUGGGGGGAGCUUCAGAGCUGCGAGCCUGCCGACAGCCGGCAGGCAACGGCAGGCAACGGCAGGCCCCACUCUUGCUCGGCUGAUGUUUGGCCCGAGCACUCUGUGGUGGGCCCCUCUGGCAGAGCUGGCUGCGACCUACAAAAGUUUUGCGGCUCAAUCCAUUUUGGAAUUUUCCUCUUUUCUUCUUCAUGACCCUCUCAUUCAAUACAAAAUGAUGAAAGCCAGCGUGUUCCACAUGAUAAAGCUUCCGCUUCUUCAAACUUCCAAACUCCCCCCUCACGGGGCUUAGGUGGUUUGGUUGGGAGAUGGAGUUGGAAUUAUGAAAUAAGCGUUCGGCACACCGACCUUGUUACUUAUCGGACGCAAUAACGGCAUCUCUGAUUACACUGAAUGAGAAGGGUUUGACUCUGGGGCUUUGUGUCUGGUCGUUUUUGCGACCUUUUGUAUCGCUGAAGGCAUCCUCGAUGGGCAUAGGGUUGCAUUCACGACGGGGCCAGUCACCAAGUUAAGGUGCUUGGAGACUCUGCCUGGUGGUGUACUGUCACUUGAUGUUUGGAGAUGAUGCCCUCGGCGACAAGUUUUUUGCGAGUAGGUUGGUCGCGGACACGAGCGGAACCGUAUCUUGAGAAUGUUGACUGGGACAAGUGUUCCACAUCGUCUUCAUGUUCGGAUACGCCUGUAGCACUAGUUUACCUGUCAACAAUAUCACGUUUGGAUGAAUGAACACAAAUAUAAUGCACAUGUCUCGGAUACAUGAAAUCAAGCGGGAACCCGCAAAGGCGGCCCCUCGAUUUCCGUCCCGUUGACCCAUGUCACUGGGAGAGACCCGCCUACCCGACUGCCCAUCCACACGGCAGCACGGCAGCACGGCAGGUUCCUUUUGACGUGGGUUUCCCAGUUACAAUUGCUGUCCUGCAUUGCAGAGAGUAUCAACCUAUCAACCUAUCAACUUCGCCCGCAGACCGUUCCCAGCUUGCCCGUCUUGCGGCCCCUAAUGCACGCUUAGGUCACCUCACCUCGCCGCCUAGGAACCGUUGACUGUCCGCUGCCCGACCUGCCCCAUCUCACCAUCAUCCCCCAGGCCAUCUCCGCUAUCACUGGACACCCGCUCCAAGUCCCUGUCGCGAGCCAUCACACGCCAUCAACACAGUGAGCUUGGAGGGUGCUUUUUGCAGCAGCGUAGCCCCGUGCCAGCUCGACAACAUCCCCAUCUCCAGCAGCCAUGGCGAGCUCCUUUGAAAAGUCCGUCAAGGGCGCGACCAAGAUCAAGGCCGCGCCUCCGAAAACAAAAUACAUCGAGCACAUUCUAGUUGCGACACAUUCGGGCGAGGCGGGCGUGGGCGAGGUAUUCCGGGCGCUCCACCACCGGUUGCGCGACUCAACAUGGACCGUCGUCUUCAAGAGUUUGAUCACUGUCCACCUCAUGAUCCGCGAGGGCUCGGCAGAUGUCACCCUGGCGUAUCUUGCGAAACACCGGAACAUGAUUGCUAUCAGCAUGUUUUCUGAUGCGCAAACUCAGGGGCGAAACAUACGACAUUACCACAGUUAUCUUGCAGAAAGAGCGCGAGCGUAUCGAGAAACAAAGGUCGACUGGGUGCGGUCAAAGGAUUCGAGGCUGGAGAAACUGUCCAUCGACAAGGGUUUGCUUCGGGAGACGGAAAUUGUUCAGCACCAACUCACGGCCUUGCUGAAAUGCGACGUGAUGGAGAAUGAGCCUGAAAAUGAAAUCACCAUCACUGUGUUUCGGCUCCUUGUCCUGGACUUGCUGGCUCUUUUCCAAGCCCUGAACCAGGGACUGAUCAACAUCCUCGGUCACUUCUUCGAGCUGUCCAAGACUGAUGCCGAAAGAGCUAUGGAUAUCUACCGGACAUUUACCAGGCAGACUGACUACGUUGUACAGUAUCUCAGCACGGCCAGACAGUAUGAGCAUCACACCAGGGUGGAGGUUCCUAAGCUGAAGCACGCCCCUGUUAAUCUCGGGCGCCAGCUCGAGGAGUAUCUGAAGGAUCCCGAUUUUGAGAUUCACCGGAGGCAGUACCUGGCUGAGCUUGAGGCCAAAAAGUCAUCCAAGGGCGGGUCAUCAGGAGCUUCGAAGUUGCCCAAAUUUGAUGCCUUUGAGACCAAAGCAUCAUCCAGCACAAGCGCACCUGCUUCUCAGCCAGCCCAGACUUCUCAGGCUGCGGCACCAGCAAAGGGACCCGACGUCAAUCUGAUCGACUUCUUUGAGUCCAUUGAACAAAACCAGACGACACUGGCUGUCCAAGGCCAGACGCAGCAGGCACAGGCACAACCUCAGUUACAACAACAACAACAACAACAACAACAACAACAACAAACGCAGAUGCAGAUGGGCAUGUCUCCUUGGGGCCCUGCCCCAUUCCAACCUCAACAACCUCUUCAGCAGCAACAGCAAUUUCCCCAGAACGGAUUUGUCGCCUCUCCUGUUCACCAGUUCCAGACGGGUGUUCCCUUCCAACAGCAGGGGCAGCCAGCAUUUUCGCCACAGCAAACUGCGCAGCCAGUACAGCAGGCCUUUACUGGCGUCGGCUUCGGCGGGUUCUCUCCGCAACCCCAGGUUGGCUUCCAGCCUGGUUCUCUCGCCCCGAUACAGCAGGAUACCGUCGCGAAUUUCCAGACAGGCGCGCCCACUUUCCAAGGAGGCCUUCAGGCGCCUCAACAAAACACCAACCCUUUCCGCCAGUCCAUGCUCAUGAACCAACAACAAACAGGCUCACCCUUUGCGCAGCAGCAACCUGUUCAGGAGGUCGCUUCUCCUCAGCAACGCCCCAUGACAAGCCAGUCUACCAACCCCUUUGCUCGCUCCUCACCGCAAGGGACACAGCCAUUUGCUGCACCAACGUCCAACUCACCUUUCCAAUCCCAGGCGCCACAGCAGCCCACUCAACAACAAAUGCAGCCCAUGCCGACGGGCACGAACCCGUUCGCCAAGAACUUUGGACAGGCUCAGCAAGCGCAGCCUACUCAGCAGCAACAGCGACCUGUCACUGCAGGGGGAAUAUUGUCCCAGCCGACGGGGACGAAUCCGUUUAGGCAGGGAGCCUUUGUGAAUCAUCAGACGGGACUGGGGUGGCAGCAUAACCAGCAGGCUAUUGGGGGUGGGUUGGAUCAAGUUGAGACUGUGCCUGUGUUUCCUAGGCCGGCGGCUCAGACGCCGUGGCAGCAGCAGUGA